Molecule: messenger RNA, 6682 nt
Organism: Anopheles stephensi (Asian malaria mosquito)
Lineage: Eukaryota; Metazoa; Arthropoda; Insecta; Diptera; Culicidae
Product: junctophilin-2
Exons: 9
Coding region: 2297-5272 (991 amino acids)
Cellular component (GO): endoplasmic reticulum membrane; junctional membrane complex; plasma membrane
Source: RefSeq, a predicted model, not a curated record
UCUGGCAGGGCCGAAGGGCUGACAGUGACGGUGGGGAUUUGCAUUGCACCCUGGAGCCUCGUUGACAUAUGUGCGGAGAUGGAAGCUAACUGGCUGUUCGGGUUGAAUGGGUCCCCAAAGAGUAUUUUUCAUGGUGCAUUAUUAAAGCCUGUGCGUGUGUGGGUCCGUGAGUGUCGCAUGAUUUCACCUGCAAACGAUAUGCCAAUGAAGCAGCAAGGAUCAAAAGAAAGUUCGUGUUUUGGUUUAGAAAAAAAAGGGGCCAUAUGUGCUGGCCGGGAACGAUAAGGCAGGCCCUUGUGCAGUGUGUGAGUUGCAGAAGUUGUGGCAGUUUGUCCGAGUGCGAUCGGUAGCUCAUCUGCCCGUACUCCAAAAGUUCAGUGUUCGUGAAUGCUGGCAGAUAUCGUACCGCUUAUCUAAUGUGUGCAAAGAGAGCAAUCCAAGCGGGAUAGUGUGACCGCGCUAGUACGAGACCUAUCCCGAAAGUUAAGUGACCUACGGGCCAAAGAGAAUUUUGCAGGGCGAAAAACGAAGCACACCAAGAUUGACAGCAUUUGUUGCUGGGAAAGUGACAGCACGAGAGCUCGAAAGGCAGCACACUACAUGCCGCCCCGUACGUAGUGCCGAGCACUGGUAUCGCCUUCAUUUGCGCGCGCGAGGUAUUAGUAAGAUCCCUUUAUCCUCGCGGCGCUCGUUGGUGGGCAGCGCACCGUACGCUGUGGGUAGUCGCGGCGGUCCGGCGGUUCAGUGGCAGCUAAUUCGUGGCGGACUAGCUGUUUCCCAAAAUACUGACACGCUCUGGGACGGGACCGGCGAUGGGUGUUGUGAGCGCAUGGGCUCGCACACACCACCAACCAGGUCCACACACAACGCACAUCCGUGCAUUCAAGUACGCGGACCGAUCUUCUUUCGCUCGUCGGUCUCAUCAUCAUCAUCAUCAUCGUCGUCGACUUGCCCCUGCUCACUCCGGUCCUCCUCUGGUUCGCCUGCGGUUGCGAACAAUUCGCGGCGAGUGAAUCGCGCACGAAACAACAACCGAAGCGAACGAAAUAUUGCGCUAACCAAGUCCAUUCGCGAUGGCGGGAGCGAGCGCGCUGCAGCUGAACCUAUUCGUUUAGUUUUUCGUCUCGCUGUACUUCUGCCCGUUUGGAUAUCGCAUCCGCCCCCCCGUGGAUGCCUCCCCCUUGGUGCGAAGUGGUCGGGAAAUUUGGGGAUUGUUUUUCCGUCCCCCGACGGUGGUCUCCCGAACACGAUUGUUCACGGUAUUGUUUCAAACUUCAAAUGUUUUCACCCGCAGGCACCGAGUGCCUCAAACCUACUGUGUGCUUUACGCGUUCAAGAAAUCUGGCAACUCUCAGGUUAAUAUUCCUGAUCUCCUCAUAUUCCUGAGGAUGGCAAUGGGACAUCCAGACGCACCAGAGGUACAAAAGUUUUCCGGAGAUACAUCGGGAGGAUUCCUGCAACUUCUGAAACUUUUGAGCUCGGCACAGACUACGAUCGUCCUGGUUUUUUGGUGAACGAUAUCCGAAAAGCGAGGGAACAGGCAAUGAGUACACCAAACGAAGGGGAGCUCUCGGCGACGAGUAGUAGCUAGCGGUGUGAAGAGGACAGCAACAUUACAAACAGUUGAAGCUUAUGUCAAUGUCAGUUGGGUACAAAUUAUACACAGUUUAGUAGUCCGUGAAUAGGCUAGGCUACAACUCGCCAGUCAGCAUUGUCGGUGUUCGCGGACGCUUCGAUACGCACAUUGAGCAUCGUGAGGCCUCGUGAUCUAGGUUAGGUUUUACGGCAGCCAGAGUGGUAACACACCCUACCCCACUACAUCGCCCUACAUCGCCUUUCGUACGUGCCAGGAUACGUCCGUGCAAAAAAAAAAACCCGAAAAUAUAGUGUGCGAGUGCGUGCGAGUGUGUGUGUGUAACAGUGCAUCAGGAAGUCCUGCAGUUGGUGUGCGUCCGAUUGUCUCCAGAGUCCUCGCUAUGCACCAGUGCGUUCGGUAUCGUGCCAGCUGCAGUACGCGCUAGAUCGUCCCACUACUGCGAUGAGUCGACCAGUUCCGGUGUUGCUGCAUCAGUUCGACGUAGAUGAGGACAACGGCGACGAGGACGAAGCGUGUUGCAAGUGCGUAGUGCAUCAGCCGGCUGCGGUCGAUAGCGGAGCGCAGCAGAUAUCAGUUAUUGCUUAUUAUUGUGACGACGGUCAGUGCCAGCGAUUGCGACAACGUUGGCAGCCGAAGCAGCAGCAGCAGUGGCCACGGAGCACAAGCUGCCUGGUGGUUUAGUGAGAAGAGAAAUGAAAGAUGGCGCACACGGCGGCAAUGCAGGCGGGCGGCAGUUCGGUCGCGGCGGCCGCUCGUGCCGAUAGUACACACAUUAGCGGCGGUCGGUACGAUUUCGAAGACGGUGGAACAUUCUGUGGUGGCUGGGAGGAUAACAAGGCCCACGGCCACGGAGUUUGUACGGGUCCAAAGAACAAAGGUGCUUAUUCCGGAGCAUGGCAUUACGGUUUCGAGGUGUCGGGGAUUUAUUGUUGGCCAAGUGGAUCCACGUACGAGGGACAUUGGCAAAAUGGAAAAAGACAUGGGCUGGGUAUUGAGGUUAGAGGCAGAUGGGUGUACAGAGGCGAAUGGACGCAAGGUUUCAAGGGCCGGUACGGUGUGCGACAGAGUGCAUCAUCGACGGCCCGGUACGAGGGAACAUGGGCCAACGGGCUGCAGGAUGGUUACGGAUCAGAAACAUACGCCGACGGAGGCAGCUACCAGGGACAAUGGCAGCGUGGUAUGCGGCACGGAUACGGUGUCCGCACAUCGGCUCCAUUCGGUAUGGCCGCCCGGUUUCGGCCAAAAUCGGUGCGCGUGUCGAUGACCUCGCUGCGAAGUACCGACGGUGGCAAUCAGGCACCGACGCCAGAUCCGGGCGAAAAGCGCAACCAUCGGAUCGAUGAUGCGCGCGGUGGCUUCGUGCUGAAAGCGAAAUCCGACGAGACGCCGGUCCGCCGGAACAGUUUGGUAGAGAAAACCAAGAAAGGACUUUUAUCGGGACUCAAAAUUAGGAAACAAAAAAGUACGGGCGAUUUGGAGAAACGUGGCACGGGCACGGGUAGCAUUCGAUCUACGGCGUCAACCGCGUCCUGGUUGAGUACGGAAUCAUCACAAUCAGGAAUGACAAAUAAGACAAUGCACACGGAUUCCAAUGCAAGCUUUAUAGUAGAGGACGAACAGUUGGAUGCGAGCGUGGUGGAAACUUACAUGGGCGAAUGGAAGAAUGAUAAGCGAUGUGGAUAUGGUAUUUCGGAGCGCAGCGAUGGAUUAAAGUACGAAGGAGAGUGGUAUGCGAAUAAGAAGUACGGUUACGGUGUGACUACAUUUAAGGAUGGUACCAAGGAGGAGGGCAAAUACAAGAACAACGUGUUGAUCACGAGCCAGAAGAAGAAGCACCUGUUCUUGAUCCGGUCGGCCAAGUUCCGCGAGCGGAUAGACGCGGCAGUCGACUCGGCCCAGCGCUCCUCCAAGUACGCCCUGCAGAAGGCGGACAUUGCGAUAUCGCGCACGGCCACGGCCCGCGGUAAAGCCGAGCUGGCCGAUGCAGCCGCGGACGAAGCGCGGGCCGAAUCGGACCUAGCAAUCCGGAUCGCGCGUGACUUCGCGCCCGACUUCAAUCCGUCCCUGCUGGAACGAUUCGAUCGGUUGCGGCGCAACCGAGUCUACCCACUGCCGGACAGUGUGAAGCUGAACGAGCUGCCGGGUCGGACGGCGGGCGGCCAGGACGAGUACGGUGCACACCAGCUACACAACCACGCCAACAAAAAGGAGGUGGAGCUGGCGAACAUGAAGAAUGCGCUGAACAGCCCGUUCGGGAUGGGAGGCGCUGCCAACCAGCGCAUGUCGAACUACUACGACCAGAAAGGACCAAACACGAACAGUUCCAUGGGAGGUCCGAACGGGCCGAUCGGAGCUGGCGGUAUGCAGCAAUCGUCGAUGGGACACUACGGUUCCGCGAUGGGUCAAAGCCAUGACCUUUCCGGGCAGAACGUAGGCUCGCGGCUUAUGGACGAAGGGCUGCAGUCGAUGUACAACAAACCAUCGGGACCUGCCCAGCAGUAUGGUGCGGGGGGCGGGGCCGGUGGCUCCGCCAACUAUUACGGAGCCAGUGCGUCCACCACCAAGGGCCCGGCCGGUGGAAUGUUGUCGAACGCGAAAUUUUCCUACGAACAGAGCUUACAGUCACGGGACGAUCCGAUGAUGGGAUCGGGCGUUACGAGCCCGAGACGAACCUCCAUGAUGCAGCAGCAGGCACCGUCGUCGAUGUACGGCGAACCGGCCAAACAGAUGAACUCCUCCCGUCCAGCUCCAUCGCUCGGAGCAAUCGGCAGUCAAUCGUCGAUAGACUACUUCGACCACUACAAGCGACCCCCGAGCAGGGAUGGUUCGGUCGAUCGGUACACUCGGGCCGCCAGCAAGCUGGGCGGUGGCAUGAGCUCACGCCAACCGUCGGUGGAGAAGACGGGCCCAGGCUAUAUGGCCAAUGCGGGCGCUGUCGAUGGUGCCGAAGUUGCCGAGCGCGUCAGCACGCUAAGGCGCGGAUCGCAGCUAAUGUCGGGUGCGACCACGAACAGUUCCAUUCCCACGAACGCCGGAAUGGGCAAUGGUAGUGUGCGGCCGGGAUCGCGGGCAACUACACCGCUGCAUCAGCUGCACGGCGCGGACAUGGGCCAACAGUCACAGCAACCGUUCGAGGAUGUGUUGCUGCGACAACGAACUCUCGGACAGGACAUUAUUCCUUCGAUGACGCAGCCGAAACGCACCGAAAGUCUAUACCUAUCGAAACCGGCCAUCAACAGUGUACCGAUGGGUGGUGGUGGCGGUGGUGGCGGUGGUGGCUUUGGCGGGGGCGGCGGCGGCGGAGGCGGUGGCAUGAGAUCGCGAGGAGGCGGUGGUGGUGGAGGCGGAGGAGGCAACGGUAUGGCAGCGUUUAGCAGGGAGCCUAAGAGUAUUCCAGUAAAUGCAACUCUACAGAGGAAGAAAUCAUUACCAGACGUACAACAGCUACCGUUCUCGACCGGUGCCAUGAGCCGAGAGGAGGUGUCGAUCCUUGGCUCUGCUCGGCGCGAAGAGGUCCGGCGACUGAGGGAUGAGCAGGAGCGCUUACGAGUUAAUCCAUUGUUGUAUCUGGUCAGUCCACAAGUGAGGGAUUGGUUCUCGCGCCAGCAACUGGUCAUGCUAGUGCUGAUCGUUAAUAUUGCCUUGGCUAUUUUAUUCUUUAAAAUACUCACAUAGCGUUGGCUCAGUCCAUGUUUGCAUUUCAGCAUGUUUCUAAGAAAGGUGGCACUAUAGAAUAGCCGAAAGCAGAAAUGAAGAUAAUAUUUAAACGAACAUUAUGGGAUAACUCUUGUCGCAGCAGCAGCGCUACAAAGCAACAAAAAAAACCAAAACAUGCAAAUGAACAAUGUGUCCCCCUCUACCCAACAGGAAAAAAAAUCGUAAGCAACAAACCAAAAAUCAAGCUGAAAAAUACUCGCGCACAGGACACAAACCACACCACACACACACAACAAAUAGACAGACGAAGACGAAACUAUUUUCCGCCCGCUGCAUCCUUUUUGCAAAUUGUGACCAGUUUUUUCUUGGAACGUCGGAGACCUUCAAAGCCAAAGGCGACAAACCGGCGUCUGUACACUAAGUAGCGGAAGUAAGGAAGGAAGGACAAAUAUUUCGAGUAGCGAGUGGGAGGCGUAACGCGAUGUUUAAAGUGAGGCAAUCAAUUAGUGAGCGGCAUGGAGAUGAAAUCAAUAAAAUUGUUUAUCUUUGUGCAUCAAUCAUCAAACCUUCGCAAUUACGAUCCAUCCUUUUACCUACGUAAAAUAUAUUGAAAAAAAAAACAAACAGAAAACUGAAGAAGGAAACGGAUAUACUUAAACCGUAACACCGAAUAUAUAGUCAAGAAGGGAAGGAGUGCAAAUGAGAAGCAAGGAAGGAAGCAGGAGAAAACAACAGCCGCAACAACAACAACAACAAAAAGAAAACGAAAACACGGCUAGAAACACAAAGCAAGCGAUGUGUGAUUGCUGAAAUUGGAAAAAAGAGAAGAAAACAGAAGAAAACAAAUGAAAAAACAAAAAACAAACUUUGAAAACAAAUUAAUGAACCAAAACUUUUCAAGUUCACAAUAGUAAAAAAGAAAAAGAAAGGAAAACAAACAAAAAAAAACAACCCUGGCAUGAAAUGCAAAUAAAAGGAUUAGUUAAAAAUUUCGAUCGAACGAGUAACAAAAAUGGUAAAAACGGGAAAGAAGGAAGCAGAUAUAUAUAUCGACCGAUAAAAAGCCUAUACAACUAAAUCAAGGACAGCCGAGAGAAGAACAAAAACCAAACCUAGCUAAACCAAUUGAUAAACCCGUCAGGCGCGUGUUGUGCGCGGAAAAGUGAACAGUCUGCGUGCAGAUGCGAAUGCCAAAUCUUACAAAGAGAAGGAAGAAAAAAAACUUUGUUAACAUAAUUUUUAGCAAAAAAAAAAAAACGCCCGUCUCAAAACACGUACGAACGGGCGCGAAUCCAACCGAAUCCAGUUUAAAUUAUUUCUUUCGUUUUUUUGUUCCAAAACCAAAACAAGGAAUAUUCAAAUUUUGCUUAAGGUCUCAAGCUCUUAAGAUUCUAAUAAACAAAAAAAAAGUAUGUUGAAUUUUUUCCA